Messenger RNA from Maudiozyma saulgeensis, 813 nucleotides. NCBI's taxonomy places the organism in Eukaryota, Fungi, Ascomycota, Saccharomycetes, Saccharomycetales, Saccharomycetaceae. The record is from the annotation of a GenBank genome assembly.
AUGUCUGAAUCAAAUUUCGAAGAAGUUAUCCAUGAAAUUAUCUUUGACAGCCCGGCUGGUGAAAUUAAAGAAGUUUAUGAUUCUCUAAUUACUAUUGUUGGUGAAAACUCCAAGGAUACAUUACUUAAUGUAAUUGAACAAUACAACGUGAAAAACAAUAUACCAAUUGAUGUAGAUGGUAACAAAGUUCUUCUCUCUGAAAACAAUAAGGAUGGUGCAUCUAGAUAUUUUGAUCCAAUAAUUGGUGUUUCAUUUACUGUUGAUCAUUUGAACCGUAAAGGUUUAGAUGUCGAAACGCAUCAAGCUAAGGGAUUUACUGAUGAUCAUAAAAAAUUAUAUCAAUCAAUUUUGGAUUAUACUGUGAAUGCAUACCCUGGUAAUGUAACAAUUGCAGUAUAUCCAAUAACCGAGGAAAGUACCGAAGAGGCCACCAAAUUGGAGAUUAUAAUUUCUAGUACUAAAUAUAACCCAGGCAACUUCUGGAAUGGUGAUUGGAGAUCUAAAUAUAUAUAUGAUAUUGCCUCAAAGCAAUUAACUGGUAACAUUGAUGUCCAAAUACAUUACUAUGAGGAUGGUAAUGUUAGUUUUAAAUCAAAUAAAAAAAUUGAAGAAAAUAGUGUAAAUGAUGUUUUAAAUACUAUAUCAACUAUAGAGAAAGGAUUUGAAAAUUCUUUAGAUGUAUCAUUUACAGAAUUAAAUGAAAAACAAUUCAAAUCAUUAAGAAGAAGAUUACCUAUAACUAGAUCUAAAAUUAACUGGGGUAAAGCUAUCGGUAAUUAUAGAUUAGGUAAAGAUGCAGCAGAAGGUGCCUAG